This is a messenger RNA of Daucus carota subsp. sativus, 3942 nucleotides long. Its product is annotated as probable disease resistance protein At1g59620. The record is from RefSeq and is a predicted model, not a curated record. Gene Ontology annotation, molecular function: ADP binding. The transcript is spliced from 3 exons. Gene Ontology annotation, biological process: defense response to other organism. Lineage: Eukaryota; Viridiplantae; Streptophyta; Magnoliopsida; Apiales; Apiaceae. Bases 1 to 3942 code for a protein of 1313 amino acids.
AUGGCUGAAGCAAUUGUGUCUAUUGUUGUGGGAAGGCUCACUGAUUUGUUGAUUGAAAAAGCUCAUAUCCUUCAUGAAGUGAGAGAUGAAAUUGAAGUCGCCGUAGCUGGGCUCAUGCGGAUGAAAACAUUCUUACCAGAUGCUGAUUCAAGGAUCGAUGUAGAAAGAAUCCGGAUUUUGCUCCGCGAUGUACGAGAGCUUGCCUAUGAUGCUGAACAUGCUGUCGAAAGUUUUGUUAUCAAAGCCUCAUCUACUAAAAAAUCAUUUCAGUGGAUGAACAGAGGCAUGUUUUCAAGAAAGAUAAAAAAUUUACAAAAAAAGAUGUCCAUCUUCUUCGAUUUAUUUUCUGAUUAUAAUAUCAGACCAACUUCUGAAUCAUCAACUUCCUCCAACAGAGAAUCGGGAAAACUAAAGCGAUUUCACUCUUUCACUACUCCUGAACCAGAGAUAUUUGUUGGAUAUCAUAAAGACGUUGAACGCUUGGUGCGACGUUUGGUGAAUGAAGCUGAUGAUUCUUACCCACUUAUAUCUAUUUGUGGAAUGGGGGGUCUGGGAAAGACCACUCUCGCUCAAAAGAUAUACAAUCACUCUGCCAUCAAGACUCACUUUGCUGGUUUAGCAUGGGUAACAAUCUCGCAAAAGUGGCAAACAGAUCGUGUGUUGCAAAGAAUUCUCAUAUGUCUCGUCCCUGAGAACAAAGAGUCUAUCCUUAAUAUGGACACUGACAAGCUAGUGGAGUAUAUGCUACAAAUCCAGGAAAGGAAGAAAUGUUUGAUAGUUCUCGAUGAUAUAUGGUCAACUCAUGCUUGGGAUGCAUUAAAAGCUGCAUUUCCAGCCGGGAAGUCCAUGAGCAAAUUAAUGCUUACAAGCCGUAAUGCUGAGGUUGCUGAGCAUGUAAAUUUAAACGGAUUCAUUCACAAACCAAAAAUUUUAAGUCCGGAACAAAGUUGGGAGCUACUCAAGUUGAAAGCACUUCACACAGGAAACUAUCUAGACAUUACCAGAGAUGUAAAAAGGAUGGAAGAACUGGGAAGGGAAAUGGUUGAACAUUGUGCCGGUCUUCCGCUAGCUAUAGUCAUUUUGGGUGGAAUUUUGGUAACAAAACCGUCGUUGAUAGAGUGGGAGAAGGUAUAUCGUGAUAGUAAAUCAUCCCUAAAGGCGGGGAAAGGACUGGGAGAAGCCUAUCAAAGGGGAAUAGUAAGUGUUUUAGUUUGGAGUUACAAUGAUUUACCCCCUCAGCUGAAGCCAUGCUUUAUGUAUUUAUCUAAGUUUGGUGAAGAUAAAUGGAUAGAAUCACAGACUUUGUAUCAGCUAUGGAUCGCUGAAGGAAUGGUACUCUCGAGUGACAAAAGAGAAGGAGAAACAAUGAUUCAAGUUGCCGAAUCAUACAUGGGAGAACUAGUCCACAGGAGUAUGGUUCAAGUAAGAUUUAACAACGUGGAAUCAUCUCUUACAAAGUUUGAAGAUUUUUCUCUGCACGACCUUAUGAGAGACAUGUCUUUAAUACAAGCAAAAGCAGAAGAUUUUAUUGAAGAUAUACAUUUCCAAAGUGGAAAUGAGCUUCAUCUCAAAUCUACUGCAGAUUCAAGGUCAGCUUCCACUCGACUUGUGAUUCAUUUGGAUGAGGAAUAUUCUAGCAAAAAAGCUAAUUACUACUUUUCUAAGAAAGGCAAUGAAAAAUGCUAUCGAUCAAUGUUAUUCUUUGGUGACUUUGGUCCGAGAAGUCUGCCACGGGCAUUAAUGGGGUCACAAGUUGCCAAUUUUAGGUUCCUAAAAGUGCUUUCUGUGGAGAAUUAUACCAAUUUUUCUGGUGUGUUUUAUCAUAUUAAUUUUGGAAGAGCAUUAGGGUCCCUUGUUUACUUGCGAUAUCUUAGUGUAAGAGGCAGUAAUUUGUUGGUUCUUCCAUCCGUACAAAGGUUGGUGCUGUUACAAACUCUUAAAUUAAAUACCCAUGAGGGUAUAUAUGUUUUACCAUGGUUGUCAAGAGAUGUUCUGGUGAAGCUGGAUUGUUUGCGGCAUCUGUUUUUGCCUAAAUUUAAAGUUGACGUUUUGAGAAGGAAAUCGAAAUUUCGGUUGAAUGGGUUGUGCAAGUUAGAGACACUGGAGAACUUUGACACAGCUUGGUGCGAGGUUAAUGAUCUACGUGAACUAAUCAAUCUUCGGAAACUAAGGCUAACAGUGGCAGGUAGCUGUGAUAUUCUGGAAGAAGUGAUGAAAAACUUGGGUGAUAUAGCCUCCUCACCAUCUUCAUGUUUGAGGUACUUGGGUGUUUGUAUUGCUUAUUGUGAUAUCGAGCUGAACAAUGGUCUUACUAUCUUGAAACAAUUGGUAUAUGGUGAAAAUUUGAAUCUUAGAGAAUUGAAAAUAUAUGGUCGUAUCCAAGAGGUGGGUCUAAUAUUUCCGCUGCAUGUAUCUACAUCAAUUUGUAUUACAAGAUUAGAUUUAUCGAGAUCAAACCUGGAAGAAGACCCAAUGCCAAUACUGGAAAUGCUGCCAAUGUUGGGUUUUCUCUAUAUGUUUACGAAUACAUUUAUGGGGAAGGAGAUGGUGUGCUCCGCAACCGGUUUUCCUAAACUGACCGAUCUUUAUUUGGACAGCUUCCCUAACCUUGAAAAAUGGAGGGUGGAGAAAGGAAGCAUGCCCAUUCUUUCAUGGUUGCUUAUUCAAAGAUGUAACAAUUUGGAGGAACUUCCACAAGGCCUGGUGUUCAUCAAGUCCCUUCAACUGCUACAAAUAAUCAAAAUGCCUCAAGAUUUCAAUGAUAGGCUUAUAAGAGAUGAUGGUGAAGAGGGACCCGAUUUUCACAAAAUUUCUCAUGUCCGUAGACUCAAUAUCGACGUGUUUUCUGUGGAGAAUUACAGAAAUUUUUCUGGUGCGUUUUCUCUUAUUAAUUUUGGAAGAGCAUUAGGGGCCCUUGUUUACUUGCGAUAUCUCAGUGUAAGAGAGACUAAUUUGUUGGUUUUUCCAUUUCUAAGAAAGUUGGUGCUGCUGCAAACUCUUAAAUUGGAUAUUUUCAACGUGAACUAUGUUUUACCAUGGCUGUCAAGAGAUGUUCUGGUGAAGCUGGAUUGUUUGAGGCAUCUGUAUCUGCCUAAAUUUAAAGUUUACGUUUUGGGAUGGAAAUCGAAAUUUCGGUUUUAUGGGUUGAGCAAGUUAGAGACCCUGGAGAACUUUGAGACUACUUGGUGUGAGGCUAAGGAUCUACGUGAACUAAUCAAUCUAAGGAAACUAACGCUAACAGUGAGAGAUAGCUUUGAUAUUCUGGAAGUAGUGAUGAAAAACUUGGCUGAUCUGGCCUCCUCGCCAUCUUCAUGUCUGAGGUACUUGGGUGUCACUAUUAUUAAUUGUGGAAUCAUGCUGAACAAUGGUCUUACUAUCUUAAAACAAUUGGUACAUGCUGAAAAUUUGAACCUUCGGGAUUUGAAAAUAUAUGGGCGUAUCCCAGAGUUGGGUCUAAUAUUUCCGCUUCAAUAUGUAUCUACAAUUGGUAUUACAAGUUUAACUUUAGCGAGUUCAUGCCUGGAAGAAGACCCAAUGCCAAUACUGGAAAUGCUUCCAAUGUUGGGUGUUCUCCACAUGUUUGGGAGGAAUCCAUAUGUGGGGAAGGAGAUGGUGUGCUCCGCAACCGGUUUUCCUAAACUCACCGUUCUUUAUUUCGUCGGCUUGCCUAACCUUGAAAAAUGGAGGGUGGAGAAAGGAAGCAUGCCCAUGCUUUCAUAUUUGUGUAUUGGAAAAUGUAAGAAAUUGGAGGAGCUUCCACAAGGUCUGAUGUUCCUCAGUUCUCUUGUAGGAAUAUUCCUACAACAAAUGCCUCAAGAUUUCAAUUAUAGGAUCACAAGAGAGGAUGGCGGGGAAGGACCCGACUUUCACAAAAUUUCUCACGUCCCUAGAGUUAGUAUCAACAAUCAAAAUUAUGAUUCUAUGUUUUCCGUAUUCAUGUAA